This is a messenger RNA of Eremomyces bilateralis CBS 781.70, 438 nucleotides long. RefSeq lists its product as uncharacterized. The coding region runs from base 1 to 438 and encodes 145 amino acids. The record is from RefSeq and is a predicted model, not a curated record. The transcript has a single exon. Lineage: Eukaryota; Fungi; Ascomycota; Dothideomycetes; Eremomycetales; Eremomycetaceae.
AUGACACUCAAACCGCUUACAGCAGGCCAAUGGCUGUUAACCGGGUUCCUUCACAGUCAUUACGUCAACGCCGGCGUUACCACGCGGCACGAGUUUACACCAAAUCCGCGAAGGGAUACUACCGCCGCGACCACUAUCCCAAUGGCCAACACUCCCGACUCAGAGGAUGACAGCAGCGUGGGCGGGAGCGAUAGUAGCGUCAGUGACGAUGAUAUCAGCGAUAAGAAAUACAUUGACCAAGGUGUGGAAGGCGGAACGCGCCGUCGGUGGGCGCCUUUAGAGGAACAGCGUCUGUUGGCUUACAAGGCCGAGGGGAAGCCAUGGCCAUGGAUCUCUAGAAAGUUCCCGGACCGGACACCAGGUGCUGUGCGCGUCCGUUGGCACAUGUUACAUCGGUUGCAGGAAGGAAAGAACGAACGAGGCAACGGACCCACCUAG